This is a messenger RNA of Penicillium digitatum Pd1, 2652 nucleotides long. RefSeq lists its product as uncharacterized. Lineage: Eukaryota; Fungi; Ascomycota; Eurotiomycetes; Eurotiales; Aspergillaceae. The record is from RefSeq and is a predicted model, not a curated record.
AUGUUGUCGGCUCCCGUUAAGUCGGCGAGGCGGAUCUCGUCUCUGUUUUCGUUGGGAUCCAAAGAUCGGGACUCCCACUCCUCGACCGUGUCUGCGCCAGUCUUGAAUUCCUCGGAAAACCCCAUUGACAAACGACACCAGAGUAGCUCAAAACCCACGCGUCAUGUCUCGACCCCAAAUGCCAUCUACUCUUCUGAGCCCCGAACCAUGCCUGACAACCUCGACAUGGAAGGCUUACCCCCGCCACCUUCACUUCUGGCGGUGAACCAAGAUCUGGCCAGCAGCGCGCCGAGUUCGCUCGUUGGCAAUCCGCAGAGCAGGGGGCGCGAUAUGACUAGGCCAUCCAGCUCCGGAGGGCUGGCUAUCCCAGGAUCGACCCCGGAUUCUCGCCCCAGCACACCCUCAUCGAGGCGCAGAAGUUGGAUGCCCGGUCGUUCGCGCGGCAGCUCAAUCGAUAAGCGGCAAACUCCUAUGCUUCCGGCUGCUUGGAUUGCAGGACUGGACCAGAAAGUCGUUUACGAUCUGAAUCCAUUGUCCACAGGAGAACAGAUCCAGGAACUAUGGAACGAGCAAGGCGACACCUAUGUCUAUUUGUUCCCCCAGAGCGCCGGCCGUGCCCCAUCCUUCAAGGUCGAUUCCACCAUCUUCGCCGAAUCACCGUCCCUCACCUAUCUAGCCCGCGGUGAGGAUGGUAAGAGUGGGCUUGAGCAGCCAACCCAAGCAUUGUCCCUCGACACAACCUCUCCCCCCAUGUCACCACUGGACAGUCAGCCCGAAAACGACAACGACAGCGCGGGAAGCCAAAGAUUGGCAUUCGAAGAUACAACUGAGGAAGCACAGGAACUCCAUCUUUAUCUCCCCAUUCCGCUGAAUUGUGAUGUAUCCAACCCGCAAGCAAAGCUCACUCCAGAAGACACAGAGACCCUUCUUUUGUUCCGCAAUCUCUUCGCAUUCCUGCUCGGCCAGUCUUUGAUUGCCUCACCCAAGUCAUCCACUCUUUUCUCUAUCUUCAUGGACGUCGCAGUCCUUUUGGCCCGGUUUGAGUUCUCGAACUUGGAUGCGUCCAAUUUUGGUGAGACUGCCACCUCCAGUUUCAGCAACUACUGUGAAGAAUUGCGCCUUGCAGAUGUCCGUCGAAGCAGGGAGAAGACGAUCGAGGCCAUUGUCUUAGGUGAGCGCCUGCGCUACUAUCCGCUCUAUGUUGAGGGCUUUGUCCAUGGCGUUGGAAAGCUCGAUGAGAUCAAGCAAUUGCGAAGCCCUAAAUAUGCAUUUAUCCAUCCCAUCACGCAGAAACGUUUGGAGCGCGCGUUCAUUGACCUCGACACCCGUCUGCGCGGUCUCUAUGGCAAACUGGAAGAUUUCGAUUUCCCUUCGGUUUUCUCGGGCGUCGCCAACUCGACUACGUCCGAGGAAAGUAAGGUGGUGCGCUUCAAGAACUGGAAGACGGGAUUCCAAGAAUUCCGCCGCUUUACUAUCCAGUACUAUCGACAGAAGUACGGCUCGUGGCCGCCCAAGGCUCGAUCAAAGAAGAACGAGUUUGAGGAAAACGGGCUGAAUCGUCUUCUCCUUUUGGAUCUGUACCACGACUUCACCGAUCUCUACGAUUUGAUGGUUGACAGGACGUCCCUUACGACGCGUACCAUUGAUAUCUCGGGCGUGAACAAUGAGUCAUUAGAAUCAUCCGAUCCAAAGCAAGUGACCCUUCGUGCUUUGCGGCAAGUUCUUUCCGAGUACGACCGAAGCACACCACCAGUGCUUCCUCCCAUUCCAUUCGACAUUCCUCAGAUUCCGUCGCUGCAGCCCUUGCAUCGGAAACCGCUUGAUGCCAAGAAGGAGGCCAAGCAGAGUGCUAAAAAGCUCAAGGACUCCGACAUCAACGCUGUUUUGAUGGCAUCUUAUACCCGGGAAGCCAUGCGACCCACUCCUUUCAUUGAGAGCUUCAUGCAAUUCGAGCGUCGUUCGGCGCACGGCAAGAAUGUCACUGAUCUUACCGACCUCCGAUGUGGCCAGUGGAUCUUCCUAUAUGCCGUCAUUCAAGCCCUCCCCAUGCUGGUGGUGGAUGUCCCUGAUGUGCACUUCAAUGAGGGUGUGGAGUAUUUCCUCUGCAUUGCCCCACGUGGCGGUGCUCCCUGGAUACAAAACGACACUAAGACUUCUCGCAGCUGGUUCGGAGUUGCAGGUGGGGCUGGUGUUGUCAGCUUGCCAUCUGACGUAGUGAUCAAUGGAGUGGAAGGUGUAUACCGCCGCAGUCAUUGUUGGCAAGUCGCCGAGCAGUGGGCCGAGGCAGGCGCUCUUCUCGAUCCUCCUAUGAUGGAUGACGCCACCUAUGAUGAUGAGGAGUCCUCUAUAUCAUCACCUUACCAGGGCCAACCAUCGUCGGCUGGGUCCUCUUCGGAUCCUUACCCGAACCCUAUGAUGGCCCCAGGUGGGCUCACAACUCCCCCUCCAGCUAUUCCACGAACCCGCUCGCCUACCGCUGCCCAACGAUCUGAGCAUCGCCACUCAUUCUAUCCUGGAUUGGAAGCCCUGCCUCUUCCCGCAGGUGUUGCUCCCAUCGAGCCUCCCACUCGUCCGCUUAGUCGAUUUAACCCGAACAUGAGUUUCGACGAUAUUCUCAAGGAAGUCCCGCAGAAGGACAAAAAGAAGCAUUAA